AAACGUCAAGCGUGCCAACCCCACUCAGCCAUCCCUACUCGAGUCGGCAGUCAUGUCGCCGCAGAAUCACAAGCACUAUGGCCAGGACGACGUCUUUCAGCUGGCGGGUGUUCUCGCGCAGAAAAUCAUCCUCAACCACGCCUACCAGGACGGCAAUAAGCGAGCUGCCCUCGUGGCGGCGGACAUGUUCCUUAAGAUAAAUGGAUACCAGCUUCAGAAGAAGCCCUUUGGCAGAGACAGCGUUAAUGAGGAGCUAAAGCGCGCUCACGUGGCAGUUGCAACUAGCCAGUGGACAGCUGAGGACUUGGCGGCGUAUUAUAGUAGCAUCGCAAAGCCCCUAGGCAGAGCCACGGAUGAGGUUGAGGAGUACCUAUCCGAGUCUGAGCAACUCUAGUCGGACCUAGGUGCUGGUGGUGGAGGGACACGGAUAUGGUAAGAUGCGGGAAAGGUUAGGGAAGGUUUGAGAUAUCUAGUCGCUCUUGUACAUCGUUGGCGGUAAUGCUCUGGAAAUCCUCCUAUAUAGGUGUUAGACUUAGCCGCAAGAGUGACUCUACCUAUAGUAACAACGGCAUCCGCC
Purpureocillium takamizusanense is the source of this 577-nucleotide messenger RNA. RefSeq lists its product as uncharacterized. Gene Ontology annotation, molecular function: kinase activity. The transcript has a single exon. Lineage: Eukaryota; Fungi; Ascomycota; Sordariomycetes; Hypocreales; Ophiocordycipitaceae. The record is from RefSeq and is a predicted model, not a curated record. Bases 53 to 394 code for a protein of 113 amino acids.